AUGGGUGGAUUUCGUGCGGUCGAGGAUCGACCAACGCCGAAGGAGGUGUACAAUUGGCGUCUCUAUACAGAGUCUUUCAUCAUUGCAAUGGGCUCUUUGCUCUUCGGAUAUGACUCCGCUUUCAUUGGAACAACCAUUGCGCGCAAGAGCUUCGUCUAUGAAUUCGGCAUCACAUCGUUGACAUCCAAGGAGAUAUCUUCCAAUAUUACUUCAGCCUUCCAAGCCGGCGCAUUAGGGGGCGCGCUUAUGUGUUUCUUCAUCACGGAGUAUGUUGGUCGCAAAUGGGCACUCAUCAUUAGCAACAUUGUGUUUCUUGCUGGUGCUAUCCCCAUGGUCGCUGCCACGAACGACCUCGCAUACAUGUAUGCUGGCAGAGCACUCACCGGCUGGGGCUGUGGUGUGAUCACAGCCACGGUACCUUCCUACAUCGCCGAGCUAUCGGUCCCUUCAAUCCGAGGUAUUCUUACAGGUCUUUUUGAGGUCACGUACCAGACAGGAUCUUUGAUCGGCUUCUGGAUCAACUAUGGCAUCAAUCAAAACAUGAGUGCCACAAGCUCAGCAUCGUGGCGCGUGCCGAUGGCUGUUCAGCUCAUUCCCUCUGGAGCUUUAUUGAUCGGAGGAUUUCUGCUUCAUGAGUCGCCCUUGUGGCUUUACCGCAAGGGGCGCGAAGAGGAGGCGAAUAGGAACCUUGUUGCUUUGCGACACUUGCCGAUCGACCAUCAAUACAUGCAAGAGGAAGUGGAAAUGAUCCGCACCAGACUUGCUGAGGAAGCCUCGGUUGCGGCGACUUACGGCGGCGGGUUCUACGCCUACAUCCGAGGAUCGCUGCAUGAACUUUCGCGAAAAGGAAUGUGGAACCGUUUGCUCCUUGUCUUCUGCGCGUUUGCUUUGCAGAACAUGUCCGGUGCCGCGGCUAUUAACUACUACUCUCCCAUGCUCUUCGGUUCCAUUGGCAUCAGUGAUGUGGCCCUAUACACGGGCAUCUAUGGUCUGGUCAAGGCCGUCGCUUCCAUCAUCUUUUACGGUGCACUUAUCGAUAUUUGGGGGAGACGGAGACCGACGAUCAUUUCAUCUCUGGCCUGUUCUCUCUGUUUAUGGUUCGUCGGUGCCUACGUCAAGGUCGGCAAUCCGGCACCCAUUAUCGUCGCCGGGGGAAAGCUUUCCGCCUCGACGGAAGCUGGCGGCCGCGCCGCUACCGCCGCCAUCAUGAUCUACUCAGUAUUCUGGUCUUUCGGUUUAAAUGGUAUCCCAUGGAUCGUCUCCGCAGAGAUCUUUCCCGGUGCUCUCCGCAAUUUGACUGGAACCUUUGCCGCUUUCACCCAGUGGCUGAUCCAGUUCAUUAUCACAAAAGCUCUUCCGUACAUCUUCAGUAGUCUCGACUAUGGCGUUUGGUUCUUUUUCGCAUGCUGGAUGCUCACAGCUACCAUCUGGGCAUUCUUCUUUCUGCCCGAAACGAAGGGUGUCACAAUCGACCAGAUGGAUGUUUUAUUCGGCUAUGAAGGUGAUCGUCGGGCCCAAGCUCCAGCUCUAAGAUCCGAUGACGCGAAGAGCGUAGAACAAGAUGUAAGAGAAGUUGACGAGGCGGGUAGAGCUUGA
Messenger RNA from Colletotrichum paranaense, 1596 nucleotides. RefSeq lists its product as uncharacterized. The coding region runs from base 1 to 1596 and encodes 531 amino acids. NCBI's taxonomy places the organism in Eukaryota, Fungi, Ascomycota, Sordariomycetes, Glomerellales, Glomerellaceae. Gene Ontology annotation, biological process: transmembrane transport; carbohydrate transport. The transcript has 6 exons. Gene Ontology annotation, molecular function: carbohydrate:proton symporter activity. Gene Ontology annotation, cellular component: membrane. The record is from RefSeq and is a predicted model, not a curated record.